Penicillium argentinense is the source of this 1296-nucleotide messenger RNA. RefSeq names its product CCDC47 family protein. The coding region runs from base 1 to 1296 and encodes 431 amino acids. The transcript has 3 exons. Lineage: Eukaryota; Fungi; Ascomycota; Eurotiomycetes; Eurotiales; Aspergillaceae. Gene Ontology annotation, cellular component: endoplasmic reticulum. Gene Ontology annotation, biological process: endoplasmic reticulum calcium ion homeostasis. Gene Ontology annotation, molecular function: calcium ion binding. The record is from RefSeq and is a predicted model, not a curated record.
AUGGCGGGCGUGUUCAAGAACGUGUUCGGCUCCCAGAGCUCGGGAGCUGCCAGUGACGAUGACUUCGCCGAUUUCGUCGAGGCCCCGAACCCGUCGCCUGCGUCUCUCGUCGCCGAUACCACCACUGUCCCGGCCUACAGCACGUCCGGUGCCGUCCCCUACACAAAAUGGUACCGGGUGUGGGAGCGCACCUCCCCCAAGGACUUCAUGCAGGAGGCCAUGAUCAUGCCCUUCAUCCUGCUGAUUGUGAUUUUCCAUGUCUGGGGUACGCGGAAGAACCGGCGCAAGGCGCGGGACUGGGCCAAAGCCCACAUCCCCGCGCUGCAGAAGGAGUUUGCUGUCGUUGGCUUCGAUGGCAUUGCGCGCCCGGCGGAGGAUGACUCCGUCUCCGUGGAGCUGGUCAACCCCGAGAGCCUGCUGAAGGAGCGGGCCGCGAACGAGUUCGCGGCGUACGCUACCGGACGCCAGAAUGUCGCUUUCCUCGACAUUGCGCUCAAGAUGCCUAAGCGUUACAACCCGAUCACCUACUUCAUGGAAUAUAUCUUCAGCUUCUUUUUUGAGAGCUGGGAGGCUCCUGCCCAGAAGUAUGAGGCUCUGAUGUACGCUUUCGAUGGCAAGGAGAAGGAUCUGAUCCCCGUUCUGGGCAAGGAUACCUCUACACUCAAGGUCAACCAGUCGACUUACGAUGGCUUCAUCUGGGCUGUUGUUCACAAGAGCCACAUGCGCAAGUUCCGUACUGAGCGCUACGAUGCGUCCAUGACUUUCUCCAAGGACCACCCUAGGCUCCCGUCCUGGGUGACUGUGAUGUCUGAAAGCGCCGAGAUCACCGAGAACCUGCUCACCGCGGACCUGGCUCAAGCCAUUGAGAAGGCUGGCCAUGACUUUGAGUACCUCAUUGUCACCGACCAGCCCAUUGACAAGCCGACCAAGAUCGAGGAGACCACCCCGAAGAAGCGCAUGCAGCUGUCGGUCAACCUUGCCUCCGAUUACGCCUCGACCCUGCCCCUCUUCAACCAGUUCUUGCGCCUGACCGACCGACUCGUUCAAGUGGCCCACUGGCGCGGCGAGGUCAUGCGCAAGGUCCGCAACACCCGCGAGGAGGAGAUCAAGAAGCUGCGCCGGGUCGAGGAGGAAGAGAAGGCCGAGGAGCGCAAGCUGGCCGCCGAGAAGGUCAAGAAAGAGGAGCGUGAGCGUAUCCUGCGCGGCAUGACCGCCGAGGAGCAGCGCAAGUUCCUGGAGCGCGAGAGCCAGAAGGGCCAGCGCAAGUCGAUGAAGAAGUACAGCCGCAAGGGCUAG